AUGUCUGAUGUGGAACAGCUGCUCGAGCAUGCGGAGGACGAGGAUCAGCCGGAAACCCCCAUCAAGAUCUACACAGCCAUUUGCAUUGAAGGGGCUGGCCUCAAAAAGAAGUCAUGGCAGCCUGCCAUUCAGUCCGUGUCCGGCACCAACUUUGCGAAGUUCAACAAAUGGGACCGCUACCUAACAACAUUCGUGACCGGCAAGGGGUUGCGGCUACACAGCUCGAAAGAGCACAAUAUCAACCGGCAGUGGUUUCGAACCAUGGAAGAGUUGAGGAAGGCCGCCUGUCAGGAAUCCUUGAAACGGGUAAUCGUUCAAGCUGCUGAAGCGGAAGGCACCCCGGUCCCGCCCAAGAUCCGCCCGGCAACCCAGCAGGACGAAUACCUCGCCGGGCGGACCGUGCAGGUGACGGGGCCAGCAGUGCACAACGACUCCGAGGAGCUCGUGCAUGAAGAACACCAGAUGGUCAUGUUGUGGGGGAUCAAAGGGGCUGACCUCUGGAUCGAGCUGACUGAGGCCAACUUGGGAUACAUUCGCUUGGCCAUCCUGCACUCGCCACCCUUCAUCCAGCCACCUCCCAAAAAGGCUGCUCGAGGCGGUGCCAGCCCGAAGAAGCGCCGAAAGCGAGGCCCGAAAUCUAAAGCAGCCCUCCGUGACGAUGAAGAAGCCGAUGCUGCAGAGCCUGCCCCGUCUGAGGACAACGACGUUGACGAGGCAGCCCCCCUUGAAGGUCAGGACAUGUGA
Symbiodinium sp. CCMP2456 is the source of this 744-nucleotide messenger RNA. The record is from the annotation of a GenBank genome assembly. NCBI's taxonomy places the organism in Eukaryota, Dinophyceae, Suessiales, Symbiodiniaceae.